CGAGGACAUCCUAAGGAUUCCUAGAGGCAUCGUAAUCGAGCGGUACGUAAAACAGCGGUCGCCCGAUCAUCUUUUUCAUCGUAGCUGGUCGCCAAACGGCCGACAUGGCGGCAGAGCGAUGAGCCAAUCGCAGCGCCGCUCUCUCGUGCCGCUUCGCCAUUCAACGACGAUAACGACGACUCCAUUCGCCCGCUACCGCCACCGACAUUACCACCACUACCGCUAACCAGCGGCGCAGCUAGAGACCCCCUUCUGGCGUAAUUCGCGUCGCCGAUCUCGCUAUCUCGAAUUUGGCGAGUGCUUUUUUUCAACGUUACGCACGGCGGCGCCGAACGAGGAACGGCACCACGAACGGGAGUGCGUCGUGCGUUGACGUGCAUUUCGCGGGCGCAUCGCGUCGCGCCGAUUGUGUUUGGUCACGUGACCGCGCCGAACCGACCGUCGGCCGUGGGAAAUGGCGCAAAGAUCAGAGUGCAUCGGACAUCAUGGAUGGAACCAGCUCCUUUCCGCGGCGAUGUCACUUGUGUUUGUUUACAAGCGUGCGAGCACGCGCGCCACGUGCUGAGUGAGGAGGCAAGAUCGGGAGAGGAGAAAAGAGGAGAAGUGAGAGAGACGAAGAGAGGUGGUGAGCGAGGUGUGCGGUAAGAGGGAACGGCUGAACGGGACAGGUAAGCCCUCAUCGACAGUCCCCCCCCGCGUGGAAAAUCGUAUUCCUAAAAAGCGAGGUUGACGGCAUCGGUGCCGGCGUGAGAAGGACGACGACGACGAUCAUUGAAGGUACCACGGCGACGCACGACAAUAAUGACGGGCAGGGGCUCGAAGAGGCGGGGGCGCCCGCCCAAGUCUGUGGUGAUGGAACGUCCGAAGAAGUUUCAGUAUCAUCUGAUGAAGAAACCUAAGUAUCUACAGAACAGGACAGCCGGCGCGCUCGGUGGUGGCGCCGAGACACCGGGCUCACAGCCGAGCACGCCGACGGCAUCGCGUCCGACAUCGCCAUCGGUCGAGAGUGAGGAAAGCAGCAAGCGCAGCACGAGAAAUCAGCGUAAAUCACGUAGUGGUCGCGACCGACAUUCCCGCAAGGGUGGCCAUGCCGGAUCCACAGGUGGUGCCUAUCAGCGUCGUGGUUACAACCCCAACGUGGAUUAUCAUGAUUCUGAAUAUCACUAUGGCUCUGAUUUCGGCGAUGAAUCCAGUGAGAAGAGCGAACCGGAGGAAGAUCCGUUGCCAACCGAUAUGGAAUCUUCCGAGAGCAUAGAUGAACCCGAUCCCUCGAGUGAUAGCGAUUUUUCACUGUCCAGUUACAGUACCACUAGUGGCACACCAAGAAAAACUUUACUCGCUCAACAGCGGCCACCUAGUCCAGAGCCGUUGUGGCUACAGAAUAGAGAACUGCCACCGUUAGUGUUACCCAAGUCCUCGGAUGAUCUGUUGGUCCCUAAAGAACUGGUCAUGCCAUCGCUCUCCAUCUACGAAGUACUCAGGCACUUUCGCACCCUGGUACGUCUCUCCUCCUUUAGAUUCGAGGAUUUUUGCGCAGCUCUUAUGUGCGAAGAUCAAACUAAUUUGCUGGCGGAGAUUCAUAUUAUGCUGAUCAAGGCACUGUUGCGAGAGGAAGACUCACAGCAGACACAUUUUGGUCCACUGGAUCAAAAGGAUUCGGUGAACGUUAGCUUGUACUUUGUGGACUCCAUGACAUGGCCAGAGGUGCUACGUUCAUAUGUGGAGAGCGAUAAGGGUUUUGAUCAGAACAUUUUACAGACAUUAACCACUACUGAAUAUCCUUUUACUGCCAUCGAGGAUAGAAUCAAGGUCCUACAAUUUUUAACAGAUCAAUUCUUAAUAACAAAUCCCGUGAGAGAGGAUUUAUUGCAUGAAGGAACUAUGCAUUAUGAUGAUCACUGCAGAGUAUGCCAUCGACUAGGAGAUCUGUUGUGUUGUGAGACUUGUCCAGCUGUAUUUCAUUUAGAAUGUGUAGAACCACCUUUGGUUGAUGUUCCUACUGAGGAUUGGCAAUGUAGUACAUGUAAAGCUCAUAAAGUGAUUGGUGUUGCGGAUUGUAUUCCUGACGUUGAAAAGAAUGGAUCGUUAUGUAGACAAGAGCAUUUAGGAUUCGACAGACAUGGCAGAAAAUAUUGGUUUCUUACAAGAAGAGUUUUUGUUGAAAGCGAAGACGGUGAAGUGUGGUAUUAUAGUACACCUUUACAAUUAGAGGAGCUAAUGCUUGCGUUAGAUCAAAAUGAAAUGGAAGUAGCGCUUUAUCGUGAAUUAUCAGAUUACAAGGAAGAAAUAGUCCGACAAAUGGAGCUUACAGAGACUAUUACUAAUCAGUUUAAAGGAAAUAAGAAAUCAUAUAUAGAAACAGAAAACAAUCUUAUACAAAAGAUACAAAAGGAACGACAAGAGAAACAGGAGAAAGAGGAGGAAGAGAGAAAGGAAAAACAAAGGCAAGAAGCUGAGGAAAUGAUACGUAAAAUGCACGAGAAUACAGAUGCUCUUGAUGAACGUACUACUGUAAUGACGGAACAAGGUGAAACAAAAAUCUCCAGUGACGAGUCGACUCCAGCUACACAAGUACCUGAAGUGAUCGGCGAAACUGUUGAGGUCGAUGCCGAGGCGUCAAACACGACGAAUACGGACAAAACUACGAAAACUAGCACCUCUACGUCAUCAUCUGAAGACAUUGACGAGGACACUUUAGAAGGAGAGGAAAAAAUAGGAAAAGACGGCAAAAAGCAUACUAUCGUGACGAGAUCGAAGACUGGUUCGUUGCAACCGCGAACCUUUAACAUGGACGAUAUAAAAAGACGAAGCAUGGCACCGUUGUCGAAGGAAGAGCAAGAGAAGUUAGACAAGGGUCUAAAAGAAUCCGAAAGCGACGGAAACAUCAGAGUAACGCGUCAAAAGGCACAUCAAAUCGCAGCUGGCACACACUUAUUCAAAUUGGGCAUGGACAAUAACUUUAAGUCGUAUGUCAAUCAAUACAGCACCAAUCCUAUCGCGUUAAAUAAGACUCAGAGAAACGAGGAGCGCGAUAAGAAACGUCAUUUGUCGCACAAGUUCUCGCUUACGCAAGCAUCGGAGUUCAAGUGGGUGGGUAGUUUGACGGGUACUCGUGCUCUGUUAGUCAGUACUCUACGUCAAACGAUUCUACAGCUCGAAAGUAAUAUUCAGGCGUCGUUUAUGCACAUCAAUUGGCCACUACUACGUAAACCAUGGACUACGGCAGUGGGAUCGUGCGUGAAUCCACGAGACUUUGCGCGCACUCUCAUUGUCUUGCAAGCAUGCAUCAAGUCCGUCGUAUUUGCGAGUGUGUGGCAUGAUCAACUCGGCCAUGUGAAAUUGCAACGAGUAACUGCACUCGAACGCGAGGAGAAGAAACGUCAGGACAAAAAAGAAAAGAAAGAAAAAGAGGAUGAAGAAGAGCGUAAUCGGCUCUUUAAUUUCGUCAAGUACACACUCGGCUUAAAGCAUCAGGUAUGGAAGCAGAAGGGCGAAGAAUAUCGGGUGCAUGGCCAGGGUGGUUGGCUCUGGGUGUCGUCCAGACGCCGUCACCGAAUCUCAGACAUGACAAAGACGGGCUUACGAGCCGGUCCACAAAAAAUUAUGGUACAGGUGAAGGAUCAGAGUGGCCUGAAAAUUCUUGCGCUCGAUCCAUCCACUUAUGAAUUCCUCAUCAAAGAAUAUUGUCCGAGUAAGAUAGAGAAUGGUAUUGUGAAACAAGAAAUCAAAGAGGAAGGAGUAGAAAAUGAUACAAUAAAACAGGAAUGUGAUAUAGAAAAUGUAAAAAAGGAGCCUAUAAUUGACAGCAAGACAAACGGUGUUAAUUCUUCCUCUGUGAAACUGGAAUCCCCGGCCAAACAAGAAACAAAGAUGAAUUUAUCAAUUUUAGCUGGCAUGAAAAUUGAAAAAGUUUUUACUCCGAUUACUGAAUUCGAAGAUAUCAACAUCAACAAGGCACUAACCACUUCUGGAAGAUUGCAUUAUCCAAAAGUUGCAAAAAAGACGAAAAUUGAUGAUUUCCUGGCGCGCAGAACACAUUUGAAGUUUUUGGAAGAAAGAAAAUUAUUGCAAUCUGCAAAGGCGAAAGAAGUAAGUCAGACACCAAAUCAGAAAGGCGGAGAUGGCGAUUGCUCGGAGAUCGAUACGGAAAAUCACGAAGAAAAUGAUACAGAUAAUACUGUUGGUGUUGGCGGAGACGGUUCUCAGCAAGGUCUUUCGUCGACACCUGCCGGUAAGCAACAGCAACAAAUGAAUAAAACGACAGUAACAACUCUCUCUCCGUCUUCGAAAGAAAUGCUGGCAACGAUUACCAAGCGCAUUCAGCAAGUGCGCUUGCAAUAUUCAACUGCCUUGAAAUUCUGUAAGAACGGUAGCUGUUACUCGCGCUAUUGUAACAUGAAUAACGCCAAAAAUAAUGCCGUGCAAGUUAAUAUCACGCAGGCCAUCACUCCAAAUAUCGAUACCUGUUAUUCGCCUUUGUGCAUGCGAAAGGCGCGACUGAAGCGCGAUUUGAUCGUUCUAUUACGCAAGGCAAACGCUCUGAACAACAAUCAAUCCUCUUCAUUAUCUUCGCCACAAACCUUGCCUACAGUGAUUUCCGCGAAAACAGAAGUACCUCCUGAUGAAAAAGACGUGAUCAAACGGGAUUUGGAAUCAGCAGUGGCAACUAACUGCAACGAUGAAGCAGUGAAAAUGAACACAAAGGACGUUUCUGCUCCAAAAAAGAUGAAGCUCGAAAAUGAGCAUAUGGAGAAUUCUAAUGUGACUACCGUCACAAGUAACGUCGUUACUACCACCACAACGAUUACGACAACUCAGCAGACUGUAAAAAAUACGGACGGCGUAACGCAGGAGCAUUCCGCCGUUAAUCGUAAUUCGACGACCGUCUCGUCGGAAACUAUGACUACAACAACAAAUAAGAAUGGUGCAAAGACAGUGAUAAUCGUGAACCGUAGAGGAAGGACAGUGCAGCGAAGUACAUUUGUCAAAGAACUGCAUGCUGAUGGAACCGAGCGAAUAUACACGGCAACAUCAACAGAGGGUAAGCUAUAUUUGAAAAAAGUGGUGAAUACGACAGCUGAUCGUAAGAAAAAACGCACACCAGUCAAAUAUCCACUCUGCUCGACUUUCUGCACGAAGAACAAACAACGCAGUAUACUAGUACUUCCUCGGCACGAAUUGAGGAAAUUAUCCCGCGUUGGUGGUAAAACACCUGUACAAGGAUUUCAUCAUCAAGCCAAGGCAAAUAUGUCAGUGUGGCCAUAUCCUUGUCCCAGACCCUUAUUCAAGACUUGCUGGUUGUACAGAACGGUUGGUUUAAAAUCGCUAGCCGCUGCUGCGAUUCAGCUGAGAAUACUCUGGGCUUGUCUCAGAUGGGAUGACAUGGCAGCCAAGCCGUUGUCCACCGACGGUAAGAAUCAGAUCACGACCGAUACGGAGAUCAUGUCACUGGAGAUAUUGAAGCAUCGACAUGUCGGGCAAUUCCUCGACAGGGCUCAAUAUCUUCGUAGAAAAGUCGUCAUACCGCUCGAACUUCCAAAGCAAGUCAGAGAAGUAACGUCUAUAAGGAGUGGACUGAGAAAAAGAAAGCGUCCCGAAUCUCCACAAAGCACCAAACCACAAGUUACGGAGGAAUGGGUCGAUGAAGAUAAAUUAGAAUUAUGGGAAAUCAAACAAUAUGGUGACAGGUUAGAGAAGGCUAAUGCGCAGAUUAUUACUAGGAGUCGCUCAGGUGCACCGCAGUCAGUAAUCGUCAAUAGUGGAAACAAGACUGUCACUACUGUUACUACUACCAGUGGCACAGCUGGUCUAACUGGCGAUCAGCUUGUGAGCGGCAAAGCGACACCAGAAGAAAUUAAAGAAAAGAUGGAACAGCAGUUGCGCAUGCAACGGGCGGCUCAUCAACAAAAACGUGCUUUGCAUGAGUUGACUGUUAAAAACCAAUCCGGAAACUCGACAUCGCCUGCUACCUCUCACAUUGUUAAAGUUACAACCAAUUCCUCUUCUGAUGGUACCGUUAAAUUAGUUACAAAAGUCCCGAUUCCGGCGAACCCGAACAGCAAUAAGUCACAGUUGACUUCUCUUUUAACAACUCCUACACAAAACAAAACAUUCAUCGGUACAAGGCGAAUUUAUAUGACGAAAUCUGCUGAUGGAACUACUAAAGUUGUAUCCGGUCCUACUAGUAUUUUACCGAAAACGCCCCCAACUCCAGGGCUAAGCCAGCAAUCUGUGAUUAGGAUAACACCAACAAGCACUAAUGUCUCACCUGUACCACAGAGAGUGCAAAUUCUCAGAGGACCAGAUGGAAAGUUACAAGUGCGUGGCUUGUUGCCUGGCCAGCAGUUGGUUCAAAUGCCGGAUGGAAAGCUGCACGUGGUGAAUGUAAGCCAAACUGUGGGCACCACAAUUGCACAAAGCGCUCAAACGAAUUCGACAACAUCUACAACUACUUCACAAACGAAGACUGUGACCGCCGUUAGUACUAAAGUGGCAGCGACUGAGAGUACGUCUGUGAUUAAAACCAGUCCGAAUACAAAGACAACAGCAAGCUCACCGCAACAAGCGCAAACGCCUCAGUCAAACUAUUGUGUACAAACUGUUCAACGAGUAAAAUCCGCGACUAUGACUUUGGCACCAGUCUCAACAGCUCAAGGAACGAAGAAUGCUAUCGUAGUCACUAACACAGGACAAACCGCGCAGGUGAUAUCUUCUGGUGGACAAGUGAUAAGUGGGAGUCCUAUAAUGGUCGCCACGAAUGCAAAUUUGGUCCAACAAUUGGCGUCAGGCAAGGCUCACUUGACUACGAUCGGCAAUCAAGUUGUGAUACGUAACGCAUCCAAUCAGAUUGUGCAUGUAAACUCUCCUAAUGGCGGAUUUAUCGUGAAAGGUACUGUCACCACGAAUAAACAACAAGCUUUGCAAACUACGCCAACUUCGACAGUUGCACAAUCAUCUACAAAUACGAGCCCAACGACGACUACCGCAACGUCUACGAUGUCAACAACGACAACUCAGAGUUCCGCCACGACUCCGAUUCCAGGGAGUCUUGAGGCUUCUUUAUUGGUUGGACAACCACCCGGUACAAUAAUCAAAUGUGUGACGGCGCAAGUUAUCAGUACAGCUGAGGGUCCACGAAUUGUGCUGCAGGGUUUAACAGGCUCAGAUUUCACGCCACAGCAAUUAAAUAUGGUGCAACAACAAGUUAAACAGCAACUUCUGAAAGCACAUGCAGCGACUGGCAAGCAAGGCGUUUUAGGACCAACAAAGAUUUACUUGGCUGUUCAACCAGCUCAAUCAUCCAACAACAAUCAGCAACAGCAAUCACCAACUACACAAGUUUCAUCAGUUGCAAAUACUCCUGUAUCAGCCACUCCAAAACAGCAACAGUCAAUUUCUCCAUCAUCUACCAAUGAAACUCCGCAAGCGACAACACCAAAAUCGACAGAAAAACCAAAAGUAGUUGUUCAGCAAGUAGGACGUGUAGCAAAUGUGACAGACGACGACACACAAAAGGCAAAUAUAGCUAAUGGACAACAACCAUCAUCCCAAUCCAUGAAAGAAGGAAACGAUUCAUCUUCGAAUAAAUUUAUACUAACUCCAGAUUACAUUCAACAAACGAUUAAAAAUGCUUUGAAACAAGAGAAUCUGAAUCCAGAGAUAGAAGAGAAAUUGUUGCAACUGCAACGUUAUCAAGAAAAGCAAAUGAAGGGUGGCGUAGAAAAUUCAGUAACUAGCAAUCAAACUCAUAAUUCACCUGCGGCAACAACACCGCGUCCGCCUUCGCGCAAACGACCGGCACCGUCGUCGAACAUUCCAGCAACAGCAGCAGCGACAACACCGACAAACGCGCAAUCAUCGUCCAGCGGAGUUGAAGACAAAGAUGACAAAGACUGGGUGGAGACACCCAGGAAAAGACCAGCUGUGAAGCAAGAAAAUCGCGAAACGGCCCAAAAAAUGCCGAAAUUAUCGGAGGCAUUAGAUAACGAGUCGUCACCUAAAAAUCGAUCUGCAAAAUUGAAAGACAGUCAAGAGCAGCGAAGAAAACAGCAAGUGUUUUCCCGAAUGCAGGUUUUAUUGUUCCGGCAUAAGGAACUUCUUAAAAAAGAUAUUCUUAAAAAGAGAGCGUUACUCGAGAAAGAACUUCAAAUUGAUAUACAGAAGGACUUGUCAGCGGAGCUCGCUACAAGAACAAAGGCAGAGAGACACAAGCAGGAUGAAGUAAAGGUUGGGAGUGCGAAGCGAAAAGCUAAUGCUCAAGUGGCUCAACAGGUUAGCCCGUCCAAUCGGAGUAGUAGUAGCAGACCGAAAAAACAUAAGAAUCAAGGUAAUAGUACGACGCCUCCUGGUAGUUCGACAACCACGACUCGCAUCAAGAAAGAGAAACUGUACUGUUUAUGCAGAACUCCUUAUGAUGAGACCAAAUUUUACGUGGGAUGUGAUUUAUGCAAUAAUUGGUUCCACGGUGACUGCGUGGGUAUAACGGAAGAGAUGAGCAAGUCUUUGUCAGAAUUUGUUUGUACAGAAUGCAGACAUGCGAGAGAUACACAAGAAUUGUAUUGCCUGUGUAAACAGCCUUACGACGAAUCUCAAUUUUACAUAUGUUGUGACAAAUGCCAAGAUUGGUUCCACGGUCGAUGUGUUGGUAUUCUUCAAUCAGAAGCCGACAACAUUGACGAAUACGUUUGUCCAAAUUGUCAACGUAAUUCUUCGGUCAACUUCGCUAAUAUGAAGAACCUUAACGCAAAAGAUCUUGAUCUGUUGAAGAAAUUAAUUAAACAAAUACAGGCUCAUAAAAGUGCAUGGCCAUUUAUGGAACCAGUAGAUCCUAAUGAAGCGCCAGAUUAUUACAAAGUGAUAAAAGAACCAAUGGACUUGCAAACUAUUGAAUUGAGGAUAAAUGAUCGAUCCUACAAGAAACUCAGCGAGUUCAUCGGUGACAUGACAAAGAUAUUCGAUAAUUGUCGAUAUUAUAACCCGAAGGAAUCACCAUUUUUCAAAUGCGCCGAAUCCUUGGAGACGUACUUCGUCCACAAGAUUAAAAGUCUGAGGGAGAAAUUCUCGGAAGGGAAGUAAUUCAAUCAAAAAGGUCGAUAGAGCGCUGUGGAAUCGAUCUGAAUCUAAGUGAAUAGUGCAGUGCGUUUUACAGAAUACAGAGAAUGGAAACAGUUGUGCCAGUACACGUAGAAAAAUUGAAACUCUCUCUCGGAAUAGACUUAAAUAUGUAAAAGUAGAGAAGGCACCGGUCUCCGCUAUUUAUUAUAGUUGUGUGAACAUUUUCCUUUUCCCUCCCACUUCCUCACUGCAGUUUACGAGUUCUCAGUUCCAACUGUGCUGUAUGAAAUGUGAAUUUUAGACCAGAACUUACCGCUCGCAAUUGAUUUUAUCUACGAGAAUAUACGUAGGUUUUGCCAUCUAUUAUUGCGAAAAAAAAAUUAAGUAAGCCAU
Atta colombica is the source of this 9447-nucleotide messenger RNA. It is a transcript of the gene E(bx), whose product is annotated as nucleosome-remodeling factor subunit NURF301. NCBI's taxonomy places the organism in Eukaryota, Metazoa, Arthropoda, Insecta, Hymenoptera, Formicidae. The transcript is spliced from 24 exons. The record is from RefSeq and is a predicted model, not a curated record. Gene Ontology annotation, molecular function: RNA polymerase II cis-regulatory region sequence-specific DNA binding. Gene Ontology annotation, cellular component: NURF complex. The coding region runs from base 802 to 9075 and encodes 2757 amino acids. Gene Ontology annotation, biological process: regulation of transcription by RNA polymerase II.